AUGCUAACGAGGGACCGAGGAGCUCCGGCCUGCGCCUUCACCGCGGCCUUGCACCCCGGCUCCUGUAGCUUCCGGGCUCCCCGGAGGCUUGUGAACACAUUCUUUAGUUUCCUGAGACGUAAAACAGAUUUCUUCACUGGUGGAGAAGACGGAGUAGCAGAGAAGCUGAUCACAGAUACCUUCAACCAUCACAACAAACUAGCUCAGAAGGAGCGGAAAGAGAAAAAGGCUCGUCAAGAGGCAGAGCGGCGUGAAAAGGCCGAGCGAGCUGCGAAACUUGCUAAAGAAAAGCAAGAAGCAAACGAGCCAAGGAUUAAGGAACUUACAGACGAGGAAGCAGAAAGGCUGCAGCUGGAAAUCAACCAGAAAAAAGAGGCACAAGGACAGAGUAACAGUGUCCCAGUGAAACCCUCAGAGGAUGAAGGUGAAUCUUCAGAUUCUAACAAACAGGAAACAGAUGAUGAAGAGGAAGAUGAGAAGGAUAAAGGAAAACUUAAACCCAACUCUGGCAACGGAGCUGACCUUCCAAAUUAUAGAUGGACACAGACUCUUUCAGAAUUGGAUCUGGCCGUCCCUUUCAAGGUGAACUUCAGGUUGAAGGGGAAGGAUGUGGUGGUGGAUAUCCAGAGACGGCGCCUCAAAGUUGGCCUGAAGGGUCAUUCGCCUGUCAUCGAUGGAGAGCUUUUCAAUGAAGUGAAGGUGGAGGAGAGCUCCUGGCUGAUUGAAGAUGGUAAAACAGUCACCGUGCAUCUGGAGAAGAUCAACAAGAUGGAAUGGUGGAACAAACUAGUCUCCACAGACCAGGAAAUCAACACCAAGAAAAUUAAUCCAGAGAACUCAAAGUUGUCAGACCUGGACAGCGAAACUCGCAGUAUGGUGGAGAAAAUGAUGUACGAUCAACGACAGAAAUCCAUGGGCCUCCCCACAUCUGAUGAACAGAAGAAGCAAGACAUUUUGAAAAAGUUCAUGGAACAGCAUCCAGAAAUGGACUUUUCAAAGGCUAAAUUCAACUGAGCCCUCCCCUUCUCCCCCCCUCCUCUUUCAGUCAGCCCGUCAAAUGGGGCGGGAUAUGUGUUGCCGGAUAUCUCUUACCUUGGGCAAGUAAACACUUCCAGCAUCCCCACCCGAGCUUGCUGCGGGGGCAGCUUCACAGAGUCGUCCUCCAUUGUCCUGUGUUGAGCAGAACGCAAGGCCACAGAAGCGGCCUGCAGCAGCUCCGGUCAGAACCAUCUGCGACACUUCCCAAACGGCAGUUAGGAGAGAAGGAGGGGUAAGAGCAAAAAGGGUGUUAGGGCUACAAGAGCCAGACUUGAGAGGUUUAGGGACAUACCCUUAAUGAGUCGCUUAGCUUCACCUCCUGGCUCUUCAGAGCCGCUAAUUCAAACUCUUCAGUUUGGCAGCAGGUACUCACUCAAGUUUUCAGUUUCUAGCAAAGUUUUCACUAGCAAGUGAAAAAAAAACUAGCGAGUUUUCACUCCCUUCCCCUCAGCUUUCCUGCUCUCCUGUGAAAACAAGGGCCAGUUGAUUUUGUAAAAUAAUUCUCCUCCUGCCUCCUUGGGAAGGGAAAAUACCAGUCUAAAAGAACCAGCUAUUGCAGUAGAGACAGACUCUGCUCUGCCUUGCUGCUCCUUCUGUUCUUGCCAGAAAUGGAACAGCCCGAGCCCCGCGGGGCUCAGGGGAGAGCUCCCAUCACAGCUGGAGAGGUUGAGCUUCUGUCCUACAGCAAGGGCAGGCUGGAGAGUGUGUGGUUGUGGGAAAGGGAGAGGGUGUGGGGGGGUGUUUUUGGGGUGCUGUUCUUGCUGGGAGUGUGUCUCCUGCCUCUUCCAAGAGAUUCUCUCCCUGCUGACUACUGACAGGCAUCGCUGCGUUCUUUUCUGAGCUCCUGCUGACAAGUGGCAUCAUUCUGCAUGUUCGUAUCUUUGUUAAAACUGCAGU
Egretta garzetta (little egret) is the source of this 1935-nucleotide messenger RNA. It is a transcript of the gene NUDC, whose product is annotated as nuclear distribution C, dynein complex regulator. Gene Ontology annotation, biological process: protein folding. The transcript is spliced from 9 exons. Bases 1 to 1014 code for a protein of 337 amino acids. Gene Ontology annotation, cellular component: cytoplasm. NCBI's taxonomy places the organism in Eukaryota, Metazoa, Chordata, Aves, Pelecaniformes, Ardeidae. The record is from RefSeq and is a predicted model, not a curated record.